Molecule: messenger RNA, 5934 nt
Organism: Sander lucioperca (pikeperch)
Lineage: Eukaryota; Metazoa; Chordata; Actinopteri; Perciformes; Percidae
Exons: 8
Coding region: 369-5060 (1563 amino acids)
Biological process (GO): cell differentiation
Source: RefSeq, a predicted model, not a curated record
GCGCGCGCGGAGCCUCCUCCAGGUGGGAGCUGCAGGUCGACGACAACUUCUCUUCACUUCCCCCCCCUCUGACUCUGCGGUCCGCUUGAGAGUUGACAGACAAACUGCACUGACAGUGUGGGAGAAGUCAGUAGCCUACAUCCGAACAAAACGGAUCAGUGCACGCGGGUACGACCAAAUCCCGACUCCAGUCGCUUCCUGAAGUGCUUUUCACGGAAAUGGUUCACCUGAAGUUUUCCUUCGGACGGUGAAAGUUUGGAGUUGGAGAGGAAGGACGCAGCAGGGAGACGCUUCAAAUGGAAAGAGGGUGAAUAAACCCAACUGUAUCAUAAAAGUUCAUCAAGGGCGUUGCUCCAGUGUGAGGUGCUAUGUCAAACCGUGACUCAAUGGGGUUUGGGGAACUGAUUCCCCAGGAUGUGGUCGAUAUUUUUGCCCAGGACAAGCACAGCAAAAGGGGCCGGAAGAAGCGCCGUAACUCCCUGGGCCGGGCUCUGGGCUGGCUGAAGGGCAAGAAGAGGAAGGAUCUCAAUGCUAAGGGGCAGAGCCUGGGACUAGGUCCUGCACUCGACUUAGCUUUGGAUGGGCACCCUGCUGGACAUCAGGGUGGACACAAGGGAGGACAGAAGUCAGGAAGGCAGGCUCAUCCUCAAGCUAUCCCAAAGCGGGAUGACGAUGACAAGACCCCAGCACCCCCGUUGAUCCAGGAGAACGUGUUCAUCGAGGGCAGCAGGCAUCAGUACCUGGAGAACCUUCACACUGAGGCCCUGGAGGGAUUGAAAAUGAUGCAGCAGGAAGAAAACAAUCAUGGAAUGGAAUUCCAGGACAAUGAAAGCACAGUUUCCACAAUAACUGUCCACACAGACGGGGAAGGUGGAGGGUUUAUGACAGACAGUACCAUUGCUGACACAACUUCUGUCGUCUCUGUACAAUCAUCUGUGUCCACAAGAUCUUCCCGCUCUGGACUCACCAGGCAAGAAUCAACAUUCAGGCCCUUGAACUCUGGGAAAAAGACCAAGACAAGGAGAAGACACAGGAAGACUGUUGUGGGCAUCCCACAGCAUGUUCAGAGAGAACUGGGCCUGGACAGAGUUGGUUGGUCCCUGACUCAGAGGUUAGAUGAGGAACAGCUUUAUAAUGGUGAAACUGACGACAGCACAACCACUGAUGGGCCACAGUGGGCAGCACAGUCACAAAAGGGAGCCAGUGCCAGCCUUCAGCACAUGAACGUCAUCCAUCCCCUCAACGAAGGCCGACUUGAGCAGCUCGGUGCCACCCAUGCUGGUCAUAGGGAUGACCUGGCCCUGCUGCACCGCCUGGGCCCUGACUUGUCAGGUGGGCAGAGGCCUCGGUCCCUGGCCGUUCCCUGGAUGACCACUGCCAACAGCCUCCAGCAGGAGCCACCAGGCCCUGUCAUGUCCAUGUCACCCCAGGCCCCCUACAUGUCCAAAAUCAUUCCCAAUGCUGUGUUGCCACCCUCAAUCGAUGUGGUGGAAAUCAGCCGUGGACGAAGUCGCAACAGUGUCCGCACCGUCAGCAAGAGCAGCCUGCUGCUAUCCAGCCCAGCCCCCUCCCGUGCUUCCUCUAGAGCCUCUUCCUCCAGAACCACUUCCUCCAGAGCCUCCAACAUCACCUCCGCCUCCCGCUACAACCCUUCCAAUAUGUCUGACAGCUCUUGUUGGAGCAACUCUGAGUCGUCAGAGACCUUGGUAUCUGACUCCUCUACCAUCUCAAUCAACAGCACCUCCAGACGGAUGAGGUCACAGGACGGAGAUGCCUCUGCAAAAGAGGACAAAGUCAGUGUUUACUCCUCAAUCAGCAAGGCUUCAAAAUGCACCUCCAAUGGCCAGCUCAUUUUUAAGCGAGACGAGGUUAAGAAAGAGGGGUCAUUUGCGCGUAGCCUCUCUGUCAUGAAGCCCAAGAGGGCUCCUCCUCCUCCAAGCCGCUCCUAUUCCCUUCACAAUAAGAUGAAGCGACGGUCACGUGAUCUGGCAGAGGUUAGGAUCAACUCAAGGGAAUCUCCUCUCCAUAACGCCUAUGCCUCUGGUGAUGAAAAUGAGAAAAACAGAUCUUUUCCUGUGCCGUCCAUAACCAUAGACAACCCUGGAUACAAUGCUGACACCAGUUCUCUGGACGACUCCACAGGUUCUGUGUCAUUCAGUCCCAUCAGAUUGCAGCUGCAGGCACUAAAGGCAGAGGCUGAUGCUGCAAAGGUUGAGAAAACGGUUUCCAAAGAUGCUUUACAAGAGAUGCAGAAACCACUUCAGGAGAAUGAGCCAAGCAAAAUAAUAUCCCCGUCCAGUGGUUACUCCAGCCAAGAUGGCAGAUCCCCACAGCUUUCUAAACAGCCCCAGUACACCUCUCCAAGGCAUAAGAUCAUCUUAGCAAAACUUCAAAGGUUAUUUCCUGGGUCCACUCCUGCUGCUUCAACUUCAUCCCCUCUCCCGCAGCCAGAUUAUCUCAAACCUGACACCACAGUCGAUGCGGUCAGUGUCAGCCCUUCUGUAAGGGCCUUAAGAGAACUCUUCAACAUCCCUCCGCCACCUAAAGUCCAUGCACCUCCACCCCCUCCUCCAGAGGUAUGGGCUCAUAGCAAGCGUUCCGUUGAGCUGCUGCUAGGACCCCCGGCACCUGAUAACCUUUACGCCAUCAUAAAGAAAAAUCCAAAGGACAGGAGACAACAGAAGCAGUCUCCUUCUGCAUCUACAGAGGGCUCUGUGAAAAGCUUGGUGGUAGAAAGGAAACACAAGAAUCCGGCUGUAACAGUGGAGUCCAUUAAUGGAUCCCUACAAGCGCUGCAGACAAAGAAAGUUCAAGAAAGUGAGAUUUUGAGUGCAGAGAUUCACAAAGAGAACAAUGACAGACUGGCUGAGCCGAAAGUUGAUUUGAAAGGAAAUAGCAAAGUGACAGAAAAAGUUGAGAAAGUAAGAGUAAGUGACUUAAUAAAUGGGAUGUUAGUGAAGGCUGUAGAGAAACGCGAAGGAAGGCUGGUAGCAGUGAGAGAAGAAGAAGAAGAAGAAGCCAAAAAGACAUCCACACAAACUACAGAGGUAAAGACUGACAUGGAUAUGUUACCUGCCAUUUCAUUAGUGCGCAUUCCUCCAUCUCCCUCUCCUCCUCCGGUGCACCAUCCUCCCCAACCUCCCACCAAACACGCCACAAAGAUUGCUUCUGUCACAUCAGUUAUUGUGUCCCCAGAGUCGUCUUGGCCCCCACCACCUCCACUAAUGGCACAGGCGGAUCCGGAUCAGCUUGAUUUCCCUCUCCCACCUCCCCCAAUGUUUGGUGAGGUGGGGGUAGUUCUACCUGUUCAGGUGCCACCAGAGAGAUCUAUUCCUGGUGGUGUCUCCUCUUGUACAACUACAUCUGUUACAUCAGUGGUGAAAACAGAAUGUGUUAGGGUGGCCACAGAGGCUGAACCAGAGAAGCCCAGUACAUCCCAGGGGAUCGUACUUCCACCCCUGAGUAUCCCACCUCCCCCAUCGUAUAUGGCUCCCCCUCCACCAGUUAAAGCAGUCUCCCCUCCUAUGACUGAAAAGGUCUCUCCUCCACCGCCACCUAAAGAGGUUUCUCCUGUGAGGCCCAAAGAGUCCUCUCCUCCUCUGGUUCAAGAGAGCCCCCCUCCAAAUGGUAAUUAUGUCUCUGUCACACAGGUUACGGUGGUACCUCCUCCACCAGUUAAGGAGGUCUCCCCUUCACUGGUUAUCGAAGUCUCCCCUCUGCCUCCUAAAGAGGUCUGCACUCUGUCCACUGAGGAGAUUUCUCCUCCAUCUCCUCAAGAGAGUGCCUGUCAAUCUUCUGAAGAGGCGACACCCGUUAUCAAGCUCACUCCACCACAAAGUAUUCCACCGCCACCACCCCUACCGUCACAACCCAAGUCAUCAGAGCAGGAGAUUGAUCUUUCACAAGAGAGUAUCCCAUCCAAAUCGGAAUCUAACCUAGUUUCAUCCAACAGUAUUCUCACGCCCCCUCAGAGUAUUCCCCCUCCGCCUCCCAUAGAGCUUCUCAACCAACCUCAGGUUGUACUCCCAAACACUGAUGGCCCAGCAACCCAGGAGCCUUCCCCUUCACCACCAUCUGAAAUCUCUAUCCCACUAGCUUUUGAAACCACUUCACCAGUAAAGGCUCAAGAACCGGCUCCUUCUCCACCUGUAUAUAUUCCUUUACCUCCACCUUUCCCUGAGCAGCGUCUUGUCAAUAUUAAGGACCAGCCUAGUCCUGCAAGCGCAGAAAACAAAACCACAGAGCUGACCUCUGCCCCUGUUGUACAGGAGGGACCCACUCCUAUUGUCACCCCCUCCCUUCUGCAGAAGGUCAAGCUGCGGCCAGUCAACAGCAUCCCUGAGACUCCUAAAGCUCCGGAGCCGCCAGAGGCCACCAUGAGGGAGCAGGAGCCCAGCAAUCUUGGCCAAACCUCAUCUGCCAGUGGUGAAGCUCCUCAGAAGCCCAUCAGAAGGUCUCUGAUCAUUGUCUCUAACACACCCAUCAAUCCACCACCCAACUCUCCACCACCCACCUCUCCACCUGCCAUAGUUACUGCACAACCAGCUUUGCCCAAGUCCCAGUCUGUAUUGGUUCUACCUGCAUCUUCAUCCACAGUCGCCUCCCCUACAACAAAGGCUCCUCCUGCCAUGACCUCCUCUCCUUCCAUGAACCUACAGGAGGCCAUCCGCCUGAGAACGGCAGCCAGAUCAAACGCCGGCCCUGGAUCUCGCCUUAGCUUGAACUCACCGACAUCACCAAUAGACCUCCGUAAGUCCCCUUCCAGCACAGCAAGCUUUAUCUUCUCCAAGAGCAACAAGAAGGUGGCGAUUGAGACUAAGUCACCACCGGAGACCAUGGCAACUGUACAGAAGAAGGUGGUGAGUGAAGCGGAGUCAGUGAAGCAGGGAGUCAAGGUGCCACCACCUGUUGCAAGGAAACCCAAAGCGAAGGGCAAAGAGAAUGAGACCAGUGAAGAGACAGAGCAAACUGCAGGACAGGAAGCACUGCAAGAGAGUAUCGAGGAUGCUGCGGAGAUAACAAAUGGGACAGCAGGUACUGUUGAAGGAGGCAUGACAUGAUUGUAAAGACUGAAGGAGACCUGGGAAGGACUUACCAAUAACACUGAAUUUGCUGCAAGUUGGUCUUUGUAUUUGAAAGAAAAGAAACUGGAUUUGGAUAGAUGAGAUGCUUAUUUCAAAGAUUUUAAAGAAAAUCCUUUGACUUUGAUGUUAAUGGUGUGGGUCUUAAUUUUCUCACAUACUCAUUUUGCAUUUUACUAAGAGUGAAUACAGCAUAUUUUCUUUUGCGAGGGGCUUCUGAGCUUUACCUUUGCAAGAGAUGGGAAUAUACCACCCUCUAGUGUCAAACAUUGAUUGUACCACUUAUGUCCUGCUGAAUUAGAGCUUUUUUAGUCAGUACUCAUAACAAUGGGACUUUGGGGCACUCAUCUGUAAAUAUAGCAAGAUUUUGUACAUUUAACAUAUCCAGUAAUGAUGGAUCUGUGCUCUGUAUUUUCUCUAAACGAGUUUCCACACAAAUUGUUAAAAAAUAUGAAUUAAGUUAUUUUUCCUGUUUUCAUGUUCAAAGGGUCUCUACAUACAGAAUGUCUUCUUUGCAAUGUUGUUGCACCAUAAUUUCAUUUAAAUCAAGUUUGUCUGUAUAGCUCGUUUCCAAAUUUAUGUUCUCAAAAAUCUGUCUUUUAUAAUUCAAAGCUCUCUUAUGUGCAUGACCAUUAAUGUCAAAGAAACAAUGAGCAGGCAUGUAAAACAAUACUAGUCAUUUUCUGCUGCUUUUAGUUACUGAUAAUGGAGGCAUUGCCUUUCCUCAGUUAUUGCUCAAACAGUGGGAUCUUUCUGUGUUGAACUAUAAUAUUUCAAACUGGUAUACACUGUAAUAAAUCAUUUAUAAUGGAAAAGAAUAAAGAGGUAUGGACAGAUCAAAUUGUCACAUUGA